AUGCACCCUAGGAAGACAGGCGACAUCUUACUUGACGACUUUGAAGACGUUGCCCCCGUUGCCCCCGUUGCACGCCCCGAUCCGACGCCCAAGGCACCGCCGCCCCCGCCGUCCCCGCCUGAAAAUGGACAUCUGCACCAGUCCCUCCGCGACUUAGACUUGUACCCCAACCACCCGCAUCACCCUCUGGAUGACCCGCUCGCCUUGCAAUCCCCACAUCCUCUCGCCACCACCGACGAACAAGAACAAGAGCACCUGUUAGGCCUGCAUCCGCAUCAACCGCAGGAUGUCUUGCUUGUAGAUCAAGAUCCUCCCAAGGAGGAGGAAGAGGAGGAGGAAGAGGAGGAGAAGGAGGAGGAGGAGGAGGAGGAGGACAUGAUCGAUCUUGUUGAAAAAGAGGAAAAGCCCGUCGUGCCACCGGCCCCUGACGAUCAAGUCAUCGAGGUUGCGCCCGAUGGAAAAGAGAUUGUCCCGCAGCUUCCGGAAAAGAAGCCGCCUUCGGGAAAGAAGCCCCCUCCAGAAAAGAACCCCCCUAGCUUGACCAACUACUACUCGCGACUGCACAGCGCCAAGGAAGAAACCACCAGAAAAAAGAUACACAUCGUCCCCAUCGGUGACAUCACCCCUCUCGAAGGCCUGCCGCCGGCCCAGGACACCGCCUUUGCGAAACGCGAGCGCCUCAAGGAAAAGAUGGCCAUGCGAAGCGCCAAGGGAAAGCAGGCCAAGCAGUCGAAGAAGGCCCAAGAGGCUCGCGAGCUUGAGAGGCGCCGAAUGCUUGCCGAGAGGAAGAAGAAAAAGGCCGCCACUUCAAAAGAGGAACCUAUCAUCCUUGACGACGAAGAAGACCGCGUUCAACCCGACGCAGAGGCCGCACCCGCCAGCGCCAUACACCCCGAGAAUGGGGAGUCUUCGACGGUCCCCGCCCAAAACUCCAGGCCGCGUAGUCCCAACCGCAUUCCUCACCACUCUCGUAAGCGACAGCGACUGCUUCGUCCCGAUGCACCGCACGCGCAGAAUGGACACGCCCCUCCUUUUCCCCAAGACCCUCCGUUUCAUUCACCUGCACCUCCGUAUGCCUGGCCACAAGGCAAACAACCACCACCCCAUGGAGCACCGAAUGGGGGGGCCCCAAACGGUUCAUACCCGUCUUCUUUUCCACCGCCUGGCCGAGACCCGGUGCCACCUUACCCUCAUGACCGCUUUCCGCAGUCGUACCCACACUAUCCCCCGCACCCACACCCACAGUACCCUCACCCUCCUCCGCCCCAAGGGCCUAUGCCGUAUGGGUCGCAUUCACAGUACCCUCCCCCUCCAUACGGAGCCCCAUAUCCGAACCAGGGCUAUCCCCCGCACGGGCAGCCACCCACAUAUCCCAUGUACAACCACCACCAGCAACAGUACGGGGCCCCGCCGUAUGGGGGGCCGGCGCAAGCACCGUUCCGCCCGCCUGCUCAGUUUGCGAAGCGAGAGCGACUCCCGGAACCCUUAUUUGCUCAAAAGCGAAAGCAGCUGUACAACACAAUUGGCGCCGAGCGAAAGGACCUGAGCCCAGACGAUGAAAGAAUAAUUGAUGAUUUCCUCGAUAAUCAGAUCUACAUGUUUCGUCCUGAGGAAGAACAAAAGGAUUUGCUGCUGGAUUUACGGCCUGGGACACGCACGAUAUUGCGGAUUCAUAAAAAUGAUGGGGUGUGGUCGGUCGUCAAGUUGCGCGACUAA
Chondrus crispus (carragheen) is the source of this 1716-nucleotide messenger RNA. RefSeq lists its product as hypothetical. Lineage: Eukaryota; Rhodophyta; Florideophyceae; Gigartinales; Gigartinaceae. Bases 1 to 1716 code for a protein of 571 amino acids. The record is from RefSeq and is a predicted model, not a curated record. The transcript has a single exon.